CUCUCUGACGUCAGAACCGGAAAUGGAUGUCUGAAGCUGGUUGACGCGAAUUAAACCACACGACCAGUUUUUUUUUUCUUUUAAAAAUAAUUACCAGCCAUGGUUGGGAGAACUAGAGUGGUGCGAACAUUUUAUAAAAACAAUUACCAAUUUAUAUUAAUAUUACUGUUUGUAUUACUGCUAAGUGCCAUUUUGUUUUGGCCUAAUUCAAACAAGCCAUCUGAAGUUUACCAUUUCAAUUUUCAAACUGCUGAAAAAAGUAGAGAAGUUAAAAUCCUGUCAACUAGUUCCCAGCCAUUAUCUCAUAAUCAAGACUGCAUCUUCCACACAUGUAUGGAUGUUUACCACUGUGGAUACAAUGAUGAUACCAAAAUCAGUGUUUACGUAUAUCCUUUUGAAAAAUUUGUGGAUGAGAAAGGAAUUGGUAUUUCUCAGCCCACCUCUCCUGAAUUUAUGGAAAUUGUACAGACAAUUGCUAAUAGUCCAUUUUAUACACGUUCACCGGAGUCUGCUUGUAUAUUUGUUCCAUCUAUUGACAUGCUAAAUCAAAACACUUUUAGAAGUGAAGAAAUGGGACAAGCUCUUGCAACAUUACAUUCUUGGAACAAUGGGACCAAUCAUCUCUUAUUCAACAUGCUCCCUGGAGGCAUGAUGGAAUAUAGUACUAUUCUUAGUGUCAAGACAGACAAGGCUAUCAUUGCAGGAGGUGGAUUUUCUACAUGGACUUACCGAGAGACUUAUGAUGUAUCCAUUCCUGUCUUCAAUCCUCUUGUUGCUAAGGUUAAGCUCCCUAAUUUACCUAUCACUGAAACAAGAAGAUGGCUAUUGAUAUCAGCUCAGGCAGGUUUGCACCGUGAAUAUAGAGAAGAACUGAAUCACCUAGCGCGCGGAGAUGGACGUCUUUUGUUGCUCGAUCGAUGUCAGAGUGAUGAGAAACCUUCUAAUUUCUCUCAGAGAUGCCGGGAAUCUGUUGUCUACAAAUAUCCUGAAGUUUUACAGAAUGCUACAUUCUGUCUGGUUAUUCGUCGGGCUCGUUUGGGCCAGUCAGCAUUCAGUGAUGCCUUAAAAGCUGGUUGCAUCCCUGUUACUGUUGCUGAUGGUUAUGUAUUACCGUUUUCUGAAGUUCUUGACUGGAAAAGAGCUGCUGUGGUCAUUCGAGAAGAUGAACUUGGCCAAGUGCUAAAUAUUGUGAAGGCUUUUUCAAUGGAACGAAUCUAUGAAAUGAGGCGACAAGUUCAGUUUUAUUGGGAUCGAUAUUUCAAGUCCCUGAAAGAUAUUACUUUAACCACUUUACAAAUUAUAAAUGAUAGGGUGUUUCCCUAUGCUGCACGCCCCUAUGAGGAUUGGAAUGAACCACCUUCACUUGGAGUUCGACGCCAAGUGUUUCUGCCCAUGAUUACACCUCAGUCACCUGGUUUUACUGCUGUCAUUUUGACCUAUGAUCGUCUUGAUUCACUGUUUAAUGUAAUUCAGCAAGUGGCUCGUGUUCCAAGUUUGGCAAAAGUAUUUGUUGUAUGGAAUAACCAAAAUAAAGAACCUCCUCAGAGUUGGCCCAAAAUAGGUAAACCAUUAAAAGUUGUGAAGACACGUGAAAAUAAAUUAGGAAACAGGUUUUUCCCUUACAGUGAAAUUAAAACAGAUUGCAUUUUGGCAUUAGAUGAUGAUAUCAUAAUGUUGACAGCUGAUGAAUUAGAAUUUGGUUAUCAGGUUUGGCGAGAAUUCUCAGAUCGAUUGGUGGGUUUCCCAUCUCGAGUACAUUUACUUGAUAAUGUCACUCAAAAGUGGAAAUAUGAAUCAGAAUGGACCAAUUCCAUAUCUAUGGUGCUUACUGGAGCAGCAUUUUAUCACAAAUUUUACAACUUCCUCUAUACUUAUUCAAUGCCAGGCAACAUCAAAACCUGGGUCGAUGAACACAUGAACUGUGAAGAUAUUGCAUUUAAUUUCUUGAUUACAAACACCACAGGUAAAGCACCAAUAAAGGUCACACCACGCAAAAAGUUCAAGUGUCCAAAAUGUCUUAACAACAGUUUUCUGUCUUUAGAUUUAAAUCACAUGGUUGAACGUACAGAAUGCAUCAACAGGUUUGUAGAUAUAUAUGGCACUGUUGCUCUCCGAACUGUGGAAUUCCGGGCAGAUCCAGUGCUUUAUAAAGAUAACUUCCCUCCUAUGCUGAAGAAAUUUAAUGAUAUUGGAAGUUUAUGAUAAAAAAAACCCAUAUGUAAAUAUCAUUAUUUUUCUUCCACUGUAAAUUUUAUAUUUUUUUUCAUUAACAUGAUGUUAUCAGUGAUAACACAAAUGGAUCUGUAUAGAAACAUACCUACAAAACCUGGUUAUUUGUAAAAAAGUCGACUUAAACAUAUAUUGCCUGAAUAUAAGGUGAGGCCUGUUUAUUCUUAUGCAUUAUUUCUGAAAAUUUGUUUGAUUUUUUUUUUUAAUAUUUGAAAUUUUGCAAAGUUUUAAAUAUUAAAAGAAAAAGGAAAUAUUACAAUGUAAUAAUUACAAGAAUAUAGAAAGAAGAAAGUGAAAGGACUUGUGAGGUUUAAGCAUUGACCACUUCCAAACCUUAUUCUUUCUAUUGUGUUCUUGGGCAAGACACACAGCUCUACUUGUUGCCUCAGACUACCUGACUGAUAAGUGUUUUAUUCUUACAGCUUGAUUCUUGAGCUGUAAAAAUAAUUGAUUCUACCUUACACAAACCUUUAAUCCAUGAUCGCAUGGAAAAAUGGGAGAAAAAAAUUCAGUUAACUUUUAUAUACUUGUAGUUUAAAUAUAUAUGUGUGUAUUUAUAUAUGUAUGUAUGUAUAUAUAUACACACUACUGGCAUUAUGUGAAACUAAGGUGCUGUAUUGGAUACCUGUGUAUUCUGUUGAAUGUUCAGCAGUUUUAGGCAAAGUCUGAAAUGAACUUAUUUGAUUCUGACCAUAUACACUUUACCAAGCUAUUUUGAUAUAACAUCUGGUUAUUUUGUAGAAGGUGUAGCAUUUUUUAUGCUAAUUGUAGUAUGACAGACAGCAGGGACUGGACAUUUUAUUGAUAAAUUGAAAUUAUCACAGUAAUAUCUAUUAUUAAUAAUUAGUAUAAUAGUAAAUUGUAUAUUAUAGUGACAGCUAUUAUAAUUGUCUAAUAUAUUGUGAUAUCUAUUAUAUUGUAAUAUAAUAGACAAGAGAGAUGAGGGUGUUGUAUUAGUGCUCUUAUACUGAAUCCUAAACAAAUUAUAAUAAUAUAUAUGUAUAUACAACAAUAUUAGUAUAUAUAUAAUUUGCCUAUAUCUGAUUGAAAAGGGCAUAUAAGUCUAAAUAAGGGACUAGUAGUAAAGUUGGGCUUAUGAUCCUUCACAUUUGUACUAGGAGUUUUAAAAACGUAGUGUUCUGUUCUAUCAUCCAGAUGAAAUCCUUCAACUAUUUUCUUUGUUUGUAAGUUAAUACUCAAUAGGAUAUUUUCAGAAGUUAAUUUAUAAUUUUUAAGAAUUUAUUUCCUAAUCAGAGAAGAAUAGGGUUUGUAAUCCCACUGGUAUAUAUUACCAGUUUUAUCUGUGUGCAGCUCCUUAACUGAUAAGUGAAACUUUAUAUCCUGAUUAUAUUCUAUUGUUCAUCUUCAAAGCUAGUUAUAGGUUACAUGGUAGAGUUCUGCCAAGAUUUAAAUAUAUACUUUAAUCCAUCAUCAUUAUUGACUAGAUCAGUGUUCUUCCUAUCAAAGUGACUCAUUUGCCAUCUCAUAUGGUGUAUAAAAGUGUUAGUUUUAUCUAUCAGAUUUUUCAUUUAUUCUUUUUUGGGUGGUAGUGAUGUCUUUUAAAGGUGUUUAAUAAAUAGUUUCUCCAUUACAAGGUAUUCCACUGUAAGUGCUUAGAGUUAUUCAAGUAAUAAUGUAAAGAAAUAGGGAUUUUAAAUCAGGGAAGGUAUCUUGUGAGCACACUAAUACAAUCCAGAUCUGGUUAACCACAUCAAAUGAUAGGGAACAUUCAGAAUCGUUCAAGAUCAGCAAUUAAACUGUACUUCAUUUGAUUGCUAAAUCCCGAGUUCACUUCACUGGAUUCUAUGUCACAUAGAGAGUAUAUAAUCAAGACAUGAUAAGGUAAAAUAGAGAAUUAUACAUCUUCAAAAUUUAUUUAUUAACUUUCUUCAUAUUCCAUUCUAACAUGUGUUUCUACUGUAUAGGUGUCUAAUGCAGCCUUUGGAGCUCAAAUAGCCACAAAUAUAUUUGCAAAUUUUUCACUGUAUUAGAUAGACACUUUCCACCAUCCAGCAAAUACAGUGGCAUAUUCAAUAAACACAUGAUCAGGUUUACUUUUUUGACAACCAGAAAUCUUGUCCAAAUUAUUGCAGUCUACAAUUUUAAGAGAAUUAGAGAGUUCACAUUAGUGAACUCAAUAAACGCAAAUAAUCACACAAAUAUAAAUAAUAAUAAUAAUAUGACUGGUAAUAGUAGCUAUCUAGUUGGGGUGGGGCAUGAUAUGAAGGGAGGUUGUCAACAACUGUAUGGCUAGCAUAGUGGAAACAGUAAUGAAUUUACUGAAGUUAAUGUAAGGGAGGUAACUGAGCUCAAUUUACAUUCCCAUUAGUUAAAUAAACUGAGCAUGGAAUACAAUAGCAUACCUAAUUUAAUCUUUUGUGAAACUAAUAUCCAGAAAGUAAUAGCUAACACUCUAAGCAGAAUGUAUAAUACUUCUGAUAGUAACAGGCAUAAGGUUUAUGACAAUAGGCAUAAUUGUAACUGCUUGCAGGAAAAUGUCUCAAAACGUCUGCUUGCAGAAAAUAUCUCAAAGAUAAUAUAGUAUAUAAACGACUGAAGGUAUUUCUAAUUAUUACAUAGAUUCAUGUUCUACUGACUUUAAAAGAAGAUUAUGUGAUCAUCUUUCUUCUUUCAAAAACAGAGAAAAAAAAUGAACUGUACAAGUUAGAGUGGAUUCAUUUGAACUUUAAAAGAUAGGGACACCAAAUAAUUAACCAUUAAAUGUUUUCUUCAUGGUAGUACAUCACCAUAUACUGAUGGGAGUCAGAAAUAUGAUCUCUGCUUGGAAGAAAUAUUCUAUGUUC
Molecule: messenger RNA, 5033 nt
Organism: Octopus sinensis (East Asian common octopus)
Lineage: Eukaryota; Metazoa; Mollusca; Cephalopoda; Octopoda; Octopodidae
Product: exostosin-2-like
Exons: 11
Coding region: 100-2202 (700 amino acids)
Cellular component (GO): membrane
Molecular function (GO): glycosyltransferase activity
Source: RefSeq, a predicted model, not a curated record